AUGAGAGCACAAUUCGACUCGCUUUCGGGCAAAAAGUUCAACGUUGUCUACCCGGGCGACCGCAAAGUGGUGGUCGCCUCUAUCCCGGAAUGCAACGCCCAAGAUGUGGAUGAUGCCGUUGACUCGUGCUUCUCUGCCUUCCAAGAGUUCUCGCAGACCACGGCGCGGCAGCGCAGCGAGAUGCUUCGCAGACUCAACGAGCUCACGCUUGGCAACAUAGACGACGUGGCGACGCUGAUUGUGCGCGAGAACGGCAAGACACGCGCUGAAGCCGUGGCAGAAGUCAAGUACGCAGCCAGCUUCUUGGCCUGGUUUUCGAAUAUGGCGGAAGUGGGUGCGCAGGGCGAGACAAUUGCUGCUGCCAAUCCGAACAUGCGCGCGCACACGAUUCGACAGCCAAUCGGUGUAGUGGCGUGCUUGUUGCCAUGGAACCUGCCUCAGGCCAUGGCGACACGCAAGAUCGCGCCAGCGCUCGCAACAGGCUGUACGUGCAUCGUCAAGCCUGCCGGUGCAACGCGAUUGUUCACACUGGCAUUUGCCGAACUUGUCAAGCGCGCCGGAUACGCGGAUGGAUGCGUCAACGUCGUCACCGCGCUCGGCAACGUUGCGCAAGUCGGCAAAGCGAUCUGCGAGCACAGGCUUGUCCGAAAAGUGUCGCUGACCGGAUCCACACGCGUCGGAAAACUCAUCCAUGGAACUCGGAGGCAACUCGCGCUCGUCGUUGUUAUGAACGACGCCGACCUGGAAAACGCUCGCACGGGUGUACUGCUAGCCAAGCUGCGCACUCCGCGCCAGACGUGUGUAGCAGCCAACCGCAUUCUGGUGCAGUCGCGCAUUCACGACACAUUCGUGCAGGCGCUCAAGCAGAAAUUCAAAGACCUACAAGCACGGCCAUGGUCAAGACGACUCUGUACAGUUGGGUCCAUUGAUCAGCGACCGCGCCGUGCAAAACUCGAAUACGGAGGCGAGCCCGACUCAGCGCGCGCUGAGACAGGCGCGUUCUUCUAUCCACCCACCAUCCUCACGCGGCGCACGGACGACAUGCUUAUCUGCCCGCAAGAAUCCUUCGGGCCCGUCGCCAGCAUCCGUCGCUUCGAAACCGAGCACAAAGCCAUCGAAAUCGCCAACACCUCCGACGCAGGCCUAGGCGCGUAUCUCUUCACCAACCAUCUCCGACUCGCCGCACGCAUGUCGUCCGCGAUCGAAACCCGCAUGGUCGGCAUCAACACCGCCAUGCUCAGCGCGUCCGAAUCGGCGUUGGGAGGCAUCAGACAUUCCGGCUUCGGAAAACAAGCCUCCAUCCACGGCAUGGCUGAGUACCAGAUCAUGAAAACCAUCACCACCGACAUUUCCUGA
Mycosarcoma maydis (corn smut) is the source of this 1356-nucleotide messenger RNA. RefSeq lists its product as uncharacterized. The transcript is spliced from 4 exons. Lineage: Eukaryota; Fungi; Basidiomycota; Ustilaginomycetes; Ustilaginales. Gene Ontology annotation, molecular function: succinate-semialdehyde dehydrogenase (NAD+) activity. The record is from RefSeq and is a predicted model, not a curated record. The coding region runs from base 1 to 1356 and encodes 451 amino acids.